AUUUAAUAUAUAGAAAAAUAUCAUAAAUGAUCAAAGAAUAUGAUUAUUUGUUCAAAUUAGUCAUAAUUGGUAAUUCUGGUGUUGGAAAGAGUUCUUUAUUAUUGAGAUUUGCUGAUGAUUAAUUUAGUGAGUCUUAUUUAACAACAAUCGGAGUAGAUUUUAGAUUCAGAACUCUGCCUAUAGAUAACAAGAAUGUGAAAUUGUAGAUUUGGGAUACUGCAGGAUAAGAGAGAUUCAGAACGAUUACAAGUGCAUAUUACAAGGUUAUAAAUUAGUUAUUAUAAUAAGGGAGCAGAUGGGAUCGUUAUGGUAUAUGAUGUCACCUAAGGAUAAUCUUUUGAUGAUAUAGAUAAAUUUUGGUUACAUGAAGUUGAAUCAUAUGGAGAAAAGAAUGUGUAAUUGUUGGUGAUAGGAAAUAAAAAUGAUUUGGAUGAACAGAAAUAGUAAGUUUAUUUAAUAUCUUUAUAUAAGAGUUGAUAGUGCAAAAGCAUAAGAGUAUUGUAAAUCACAUAAUAUGUUAUUUAUGGAAUGUAGUGCAAAGACAGCAGAUCAUGUAAAUAAUGCAUUUCUUGAACUCUCGAGAAAAUUGAUGGCGAAAAAAGAUGCAUCUCAACCACAAAAAACUUAAAACACUACACCAAGUGGUUCUCAAUCAUCUUAGGCUAAAUAAGGAGGGUAUCAUUUCUUUAUUUAAUUUUUAUUAGAUCAUAUAAUACAAACACAUCAUAAACUAAACUUAGUGCUAAUACAUCAAACCAGAAGAAGCAGAAGGAUGGAGGAUGCUGUUGAAUAUUCUAAUCAAAAU
Paramecium sonneborni is the source of this 805-nucleotide messenger RNA. NCBI's taxonomy places the organism in Eukaryota, Ciliophora, Oligohymenophorea, Peniculida, Parameciidae. The record is from the annotation of a GenBank genome assembly.